This is a messenger RNA of Miscanthus lutarioriparius, 468 nucleotides long. Lineage: Eukaryota; Viridiplantae; Streptophyta; Magnoliopsida; Poales; Poaceae. The record is from the annotation of a GenBank genome assembly.
AUGGCCACCAAGCUUGUCGCCAAGCCCAAGAACGGAGAUGAAGACCGCGUCGCUCAAGCCUCCAUCCCCGUCAUGCCCGAGCCACCGCUGCCGGAAGCCUCCGUCUCCACGUUCAGCUACAGCGAUUCCGACGAUGAGGAUGUGGAUGAGGUCCAGUUGGUGGGCUCGCCAUCACCGCUUCCUCGUCCUGGUGGAUCCCGGGCGCAUUCAUCGUCGCCGCCUCUCAGCAGCUGCAACUCCAGCAACGGGCGCUCCAUUCCCAACUCGUCGACGGAUGAUCUACACAACUCCGUGGACACUCCGCCGCCACCGCCGCUCAAUCAACGUCGGCCACAGCCUGGUGACGACAUGGUAGUGCCGCCAAUGCCCGAGUCAGAGCCCAAGACAAGCCGUACCUACGCCGAUAUCGUGAAGCAUUCUUUCAUCGGGCAAAAAUCAUCACCAGCAGCCGCAGGACCACAAGCUUAA